Molecule: messenger RNA, 2794 nt
Organism: Opisthocomus hoazin
Lineage: Eukaryota; Metazoa; Chordata; Aves; Opisthocomiformes; Opisthocomidae
Source: RefSeq, a predicted model, not a curated record
AUGGAGGUAACAGAUCGCAUUGCCUCUCUGGAGCAACGUGUCCAGAUGCAGGAAGAUGACAUCCAGCUGCUCAAAUCUGCCCUUGCUGAUGUGGUUCGACGCUUGAAUAUUACGGAGGAACAGCAGGCUAUGCAGAACAAGAAAGGACCUACCAAAGAUCAGAGCAUGAUUAAAAAAGCUGCUGCUGAGGUUGAUAAACAUGUCAGUACAGUUACCACUGCAAGACCACUGGUGCAAACCCUGCCUCUAAGGACUGCGGUUAAUAAUGGCACUGUGUUACCAAAGAAACCAAGUGGCUCUUUACCUUCCCCAUCAGGAACCAGAAAGGAAACUGUAUCGCCAGCAGCAAAAAGGUCUGUGAAUCUUCUCAAUGCAUGCAAACUGAAAAAGCCUGCUCUAAGCACCGUCAAGAGAACCAGUUCAGCUGAGCGUGUGUCCCCAGGCAGUCGGAGGGAAAGCUAUGGAGAUUCCAAAGGGAGUCGCAACCGCACUGGAUCCACCAGCAGUUCAUCUAGUGGUAAAAAGAACAGUGAAAGCAAACCCAAGGAACCAAUGUUCAGUGCAGGGAAGCGCCGUGUGACACACUGCAAAGAGGAAGGAUACGUAAAAAUGUUUCUUCGUGGACGUCCUGUUACCAUGUACAUGCCCAAAGAGCAAGUGGAAUCUUACAAUUUGGAAGCAAAAGUAGAACUACCAGCCAAGAGGCUUAAACUGGAAUGGGUCUAUGGAUAUAGGGGUCGGGACUGUCGCAGUAACCUCUAUCUUCUUCCAACGGGCGAAACUGUGUAUUUCAUUGCAUCUGUAGUUGUGUUAUUCAAUGUUGAAGAGCAACUUCAGAGACAUUACACUGGUCAUAAUGAUGAUGUGAAGUGCCUGGCUGUCCAUCCUGAUAGGAUCACUAUAGCAACAGGUCAAGUUGCAGGCACAUCCAAGGAUGGAAAACAAUUGCCACCACACGUGCGUGUCUGGGAUUCUGUGACUCUGAACACGCUGCAUGUCAUCGGAAUGGGGUUUUUUGACCGAGCUGUCACUUGCAUUGCUUUUUCUAAAUCUAAUGGAGGAAGUAGCCUGUGCUCCGUGGAUGACUCAAACGACCACGUGCUUUCUGUGUGGGACUGGCAGAAAGAAGAAAAGCUGGCAGAUGUCAAGUGCUCUAAUGAGGCUGUAUUUGCUGCAGAUUUUCACCCUACUGAUACAAAUAUAAUAGUUACUUGUGGAAAAUCACACCUUUAUUUUUGGACACUAGAAGGGAAUUCCCUUAUUAAAAAGCAAGGAUUAUUUGAGAAACAAGAGAAGCCAAAGUUUGUCCUGUGUGUGACCUUUUCUGAAAAUGGUGAUACUAUUACAGGAGACUCAAGCGGAAACAUUUUGGUUUGGGGAAAAGGUACCAACAGAAUAAGCCACGCAGUUCAAGGGGCACAUGAGGGUGGAAUAUUUGCGCUGUGCAUGCUGCGAGAUGGUACAUUGGUAUCAGGAGGUGGAAAAGAUCGAAAGCUGAUAUCUUGGAAUGGAAAUUACCAAAAACUUCACAAAACUGAGAUUCCAGAGCAAUUUGGUCCAAUAAGAACAGUAGCAGAGGGAAAAGGGGACGUUGUACUAAUAGGAACUACUAGAAACUUCGUCCUACAGGGCACACUAUCAGGAGAUUUUUUCCCAAUUACCCAGGGUCACACUGAUGAGCUUUGGGGACUUGCAGUCCAUUCCUCUAAACCUCAGUUCUUCACUUGUGGACAUGACAAACACAUUACCCUCUGGGAUGCUACCACUCAUCGUCCUAUCUGGAACAAGAUUAUAGAGGAUCCAGCGCAGUCAUCGGGUUUUCAUCCUUCAGCAUCUGUUGUUGCAGUAGGGACGCUAACCGGCAGGUGGUUUGUGUUUGACACAGAAACAAAAGACUUGGUCACUGUACACACAGAUGGAAAUGAACAGCUGUCUGUAAUGCGUUACUCACCAGAUGGAAACUUCUUGGCAAUAGGUUCCCAUGACAACUCUAUUUAUAUAUAUGGCGUAAGUGAAAAUGGAAGGAAGUACACUAGAAUUGGCAAAUGUUCAGGUCAUUCCAGCUUCAUUACUCAUCUGGAUUGGUCUGUUAAUUCACAGUAUCUUGUGUCUAAUUCAGGAGACUAUGAAAUCUUAUACUGGAUCCCCUCUGCUUGUAAACAGGUCGUGAGUGUUGAAACAACUAGAGAUAUAGAAUGGGCCACCUACACCUGUACUUUAGGAUUCCAUGUUUUUGGUGUAUGGCCUGAAGGUUCAGAUGGAACAGAUAUCAAUGCUGUCUGUCGAUCACAUGGGAGAAAACUGCUAUCAACAGGGGACGAUUUUGGCAAAGUACAUCUCUUCUCAUAUCCGUGUUCACAGUUCAGGGCUCCAAGCCAUGUGUACGGCGGACAUAGUAGUCACGUAACUAAUGUAGAUUUUCUCUGUGAAGACACUCAUCUCAUCUCCACAGGCGGCAAAGACACAAGUAUUAUGCAGUGGCGAGUCAUUUAGAGGAAACAUCAGUGUGAACAUACACAGUUGAGUCGACCAUGCACAGAACUUAUGUAUAAGCUGUAUAUUUAAAACUUAACAGUAUGUUUGCAGUUUAGCCUGGUCACUGUGAUUUUUGUUUAAAAAAUUCUUACAAACCUCAGGAAAAUUAAGCCCUGUGCUGGUUACCUUACUCAGUCUAGUGAUUUUUUUUUUUUUUUUUCCAUUGUGUCACACCUAAAGAAUGAUGGUUUUCUCCUCUGUUGUACAAUAUACAAAUGCAGUACAAGUUUAAUAUAAGAAAUGUGGCUUGACAGUUUGC